Messenger RNA from Rubroshorea leprosula, 3732 nucleotides. The record is from the annotation of a GenBank genome assembly. Lineage: Eukaryota; Viridiplantae; Streptophyta; Magnoliopsida; Malvales; Dipterocarpaceae.
AAAAAGAAACCUUGGGAAGGCUACCCAGACUUUAUAGAUUGGGCUUGGUGAUGGUAGUCCAGUACACUCAGAAGGAUAGUGAAUCAGGAGAUGAUGUUGCUCAAUCUGGUGAUUCUCUUGUGAAAGCUGUGUCAGAUCAGAUUAGCAUCAUGAGGCACACACUGUUGGAAUCUGAGGAGAAAGCUCGACAAAGAAGCCAAGAGGUUGCUAGACAGUUGGAUGAGUCUUUUCAGAAUCUGGCUCAGAAUUUAGCCCAAAGUGUAGCUGACAUGCGACGCUCCAAUGAAGAAACUUCAGCACUCGGGGGGCAAGUUAAUCUGCCACAGCCACCUCCCCAGAUUCAACAGGUAGCAGGCGGACCAGUGCAGCCAGAUCCUGUUGAGGCAGCACCACGUGCAGCAGAUCUGGGACAGUACAUCAAUCAUGAUCAGAUCAUCGACAUGGUGCAAGAGGCUUAUGAUCCAGUUUUGAGGCCUCUAGUCAGACCAGCUUACAGAAAACCAUAUUCAGAUUUCAUAGACCAAGAGAAUCCUUUUCCAAGAGGGUUUAAGGUUCUAGAAUUCACUUUAUUUUCUGGAGAUGGUGGAUAUUCUACAAUUGAACACAUAGGCCGCUUCACAAUUCAGUGCGGCGAGGCCUCCGGUGAUGAUAAUCCGAAGCUCAGACUUUUUCCCAACUCAUUAACUAGUACAACUCUCACCUGGUAUUUGGGUCUGCCACAGAAUUCAGUUUAUACUUGGAGGCAGAUGGAGGACCUUUUCCAUAUCCAGUUUUACCGUAGUGAGCCAGAAGUGUCCAUGGCAGAUUUAUCUCGUCUGGAAUUUGUCAAGCUCGCACAAAAUGGUCUGGACAUUGAAUUGAGGAAAAAGUUUGAGGGAAUGAAGUUUUGUGAUUUCUUUGAGUUGUCUUACAAGGUGACUCGUUAUGAAAAUUUAUUGCAAGAGGACACACAAAGGAAAUCUGCAUCUGAUGGGACUUAUUAUGAUAAAAUCGACAAGGGAAUUCUACGUUUUCCAGAUAAGGCUAAAGAAACUAUGGGAGUUGAUGCAUAUCCAUUCCCUACCAUGUCUGUUGGGGUGAAUACGGCAGAUCUCAGGAGCAUUGCUAGGGAUAGAACUCAGACAUACUAUAGGCGUAGACUUGCAGCUGAUGAUCUGAGGUGGGUCAUUGAGGAAGCAAGGGCUCGUAGAAAUCAGGCCCAGCCGCUCCCAACAAGGAGAAAAUCAGUGUGGAUCUAUAAAGAAAAAGGGAGCACAUCUAGUCAGAAUUCUCUAGAAAAGGAGGAACCACCCAGAAGUCCAACAUCACCUCGAAUUCUGGCUGUGGAAUCAAAUGAAGAAACCGGUUUGAAGGUGAAAUUUGACAUGUCAGAUGAAGCGAAAAAUUCAUCAAAUGUAAUUUGUUUUGAUUUGACUGAAGAAGAAGAAGUCAUUGAGAUCCUAGCUAAGGAAGAUAGUGGCAUGGAUUCAGCAAAUAAAAUCAUUUUUGAAAAACUAGAAGAGAGGAUGGCCAGACAUAUCAGGCCAUUAUACAUUCAUGCACAUCUGGAUGGUAUGCCGAUAAAUCGGGUUCUGGUUGAUAAUGGAGCAGCUGUCAAUGUUUUGCCAACUUGUAUUUUGCAUAAAAUUGGCAAAUCUUUGGGUGAUUUGAUGGAGACAGAAGUGAUUAUCAGUGACUUUACUGGUGGAGUAAAUCGCUCAAGGGGAAUUCUGCUAGUAGAACUUACUGUUGGAAAUAGAACUCUCAUGUGUGCAGUCUUUGUGGUUGACACCAUUGCCACUUAUAAUGCAUUUCUUGAGAGAGAUUGGAUACAUUCCAGCUGGUGUGUUCCUUCGACUCUGCAUCAAAAAUUGAUAUUUUGGGCUGGUGGCAGAACUGAAGUCGUGAUAGCAGAUGACAAGCUGUUUUUGGAAAAUAUCAAUGCAGUGGAAGCUCGUUAUUAUGAUGAAGAUAUUGGGACUAUCCGUUUCUUUGGGAUGGACUACAGAUCUGAAGUAAUCUAUGAAGGUGAAGAGGAAGACUUGAAGGAUCAAAUAACUUUAGAGGAAUUAGAUAUGGCACCAGCAAAACUUGAUGAUCUGAAGGCAGAAGUACAAGAUCCCCUAGAGGAGGUUAAUCUGGGUACUGAGGCAGAUCCGAAAAUUACUUUUAUUAGCGAUUCUCUUGAGCCAUGUUUGCAUGAUAAAAUUAUCAAUAUUUCGCGUGAUUACAAGGACUGUUUUGCUUGGGACUAUUUUGAAAUGCCAGGUCUGGACAGAAAUCUGGUACAGCACAGAUUACCAAUUAGAGAAGAUUUCAAGCCUUUUAAACAACCGCCUAGACGAAUGUCUCCAGAAGUCACCUUGAAAGUCAAAGAAGAGAUAGAGCGGCUGUUGAAGGUUGGUUUUAUCAGAACUUCAAGAUAUGUGGAAUGGUUAUCUAAUGUGGUUACUGUGGUUAAAAAGAAUGGCAAGCUGAGAAUCUGUGUAGACUUCAGAAAUCUAAAUCUGGCAACACCAAAAGAUGAAUAUCCUAUGCCUAUUGCAGAUUUAUUGGUGGAUGGUGCAGCACGAUAUCUGGUGCAUGAGCGAGGUCUGCAAGUGGAUCAGAACAAGGCAAAAGCUGUUAUUGAAUACAUGUUGUCUCGACCACUGUUGAGAGGCAGAAUUGGAAAAUGGGUUCUGGCUUUGUCAGAAUUCAACCUGAAGUACAUGCUUCAAAAAGCUAUCAAGGGGCAAGCCUUGGCAAAUUUCCUAGCAGAUCAUCCGUGCCUGGAGCUAGAUUUCAAUUGCAUCAACAACCAAGCUGAAUAUGAGGUGUUGAUUAUUGGGUUAGAAGUGUUGGUAGAGCUCAAGCUCUUAGAGGAAUUUGAUGAUGUAAUCUUGAGGCAUGUUACUCGAGAUCUGAAUACUAAAGCAAAUGAGAUGGCACAAAUCGCCUUAGGCUUAAAAAUCCCAGAAGGCGUGAUGAGCAGAAUUGUUGUUAUGGAAAAACGAAUUCUGCCAUCUAUUCAUAUGUGUGGUAUGGCAAUUUCUGCUUGUUCCAUAGACAUUCACGGACCAUUGCAGAAAGUUCCAGCGUCAAAACUCUAUCCAAUCGUCAAACCAUGGCCAUUUCGAGGAUGGGCCAUAGAUUUGAUCGGUAAAGUUUAUCCUCCUUCAACUAGAGGGCAUUCUUUUAUUAUUGUUGCCACAUAUUACUUUACCAAGUGGGUGGAAGCAAAGCCAAUGAAAAAGGUUGACCAGAUUAAUAUUAUUAAAUUUCUUAAGGAAGAAAUCAUUCACAGAUUUGGUUUGCCAGAAAUAGUGACUUCAGAUCAGGGAACAGUUUUUGUUGGUGCACAAGUUGAGGCGUUUACAAAAGAAAUGGGAUUUAGGUUACUCACUUCAACCCCUCAUUAUGCUCAAGCCAAUGGUCAAGCUGAAGCUUCCAACAGAAUUGUGAUAAAUCUGCUAGAAAAAAUGGUUGAUAAUAAUCCAAGGUGUUGGCAUGAGCUAUUAUCUGACACAAUCUGGGCUUAUAGAACUUCACAAAGGAGUUCUACCAAGGUAGCUCUAUUCUCUUUAACUUAUGGACAUGAUGCUGUUCUGCCCAUGGAGUUAUCUGCUAGAUCAUUGCGUAUAGCAAUUCAACAUGGUCUCACUUUUGGAGAAUAUAAUGAAGCAAUGAUUCUAGAGUUAGAAGCCCUGGAAGGUAUGCGAUUGACAGCCUUAGAUAGGCUGCAAACGUAGAAAUUAAAAGUAGCUCAAGCAU